UUUGCGCAUGAGCAGCAUAUGUUGCUACAUCGAAGGGGCUUUGUGUUCCAACAUCAACAUUUCCUCGUUUUUCUUCCACAUUUCUACAAUCGACAGCACGAAAUUGCCAUGGCAUCACGUGCAGGCCCAAGAGCUGCAGGGACUAAUGGAAGUGACUAUAAACACAGAGAGAAAGCAUCCCACUAUCAGAUGAGUGCUUCACUAAAAUCAGAGAUAAAGAAGCUCACCGUCAUCCAUGUCUUCGUAUGGUUGCUGGUGGCAGCUCAGGUAGCUGUCAGUCAUCUCAAUCUGGUAUCACACGACUUGGUGGCCUUGCCCUAUCAGUGGGAGUAUCCAUACCUUUUGAGUCUUCUGCCUUCAUUGAUCGGAGCACUCGCCAUGCCAAAGAACAACAUCAGCUACCUGGUGAUCUCAAUGAUCAGUGCCGGUUUGUUCUCAGUGGCACCCUUGAUUUUUGGUGCAAUGGAAAUGUUUCCACUGGCCCAACAGCUAUACAGGCAUGGCAAGGCCUACCGUUUUAUUUUUGGCUUCUCGGCUGUUUCUGUGAUGUAUCUGCUCAUGGUAAUCGCUAUUCAGAUACACGCUUGGCAAAUCUACUACAGCAAGAAGCUACUGGAUGCGUGGUUUAAUUCAACACAAGAGAAGAAGAAGAAAUAAACAUGUUAUUGAGGAGGACUUGCUUUACAUAUCAUUACAUUUUACAUAUCUAAUUCUGCCUCAGUUUAUACUGUAAGUUGCAUGAGAAUAUUUAUGUUUAAUUUAAAUAUAGUUUUAUUUAAGUUAAAUAUAUUUGUAAUCCAACAAAGCAUACCUUAAUGUUCAUAUUUACUUUUACAUGUUUAAAUGAUCUCGCCCCUUAAAUAUACUUUUUUUUCCAAAUGAUAUUUUUCACAUAUUAUUAAUGUUUAACAUUUAAAUUAUUUAAUUUGGUUUAAUUUAACAAUUGUUUCUUCUGGAGGUCUAAUCCCCCAUACA
Messenger RNA from Triplophysa rosa, 975 nucleotides. It is a transcript of the gene jagn1a, whose product is annotated as jagunal homolog 1a. The record is from RefSeq and is a predicted model, not a curated record. Gene Ontology annotation, biological process: vesicle-mediated transport; granulocyte colony-stimulating factor signaling pathway; endoplasmic reticulum organization. The coding region runs from base 19 to 657 and encodes 212 amino acids. The transcript is spliced from 3 exons. Lineage: Eukaryota; Metazoa; Chordata; Actinopteri; Cypriniformes; Nemacheilidae. Gene Ontology annotation, cellular component: endoplasmic reticulum membrane.